Entrophospora sp. SA101 is the source of this 1170-nucleotide messenger RNA. Lineage: Eukaryota; Fungi; Glomeromycota; Glomeromycetes; Entrophosporales; Entrophosporaceae. The record is from the annotation of a GenBank genome assembly.
AUGUCAAUCGACCCACGAACUAAAAAAAAGUAUUGCGAAAUUCUAGGAGUUUCUAUUAAUGCUUCAAAAAGUGAAAUUAAAAGAGCUUACUUCGAGAAGUCCCGAACAGAACACCCUGACAAGCAUGGCAACUCCGAAGAGGCUAAAACUAAAUUUCAGCAAAUUAAGAAUGCUUAUGAAAAAUUAGAUAGCAAUAAUUCAAAUGAAAUUAGAGAGGAGAAUGACCCUAACUCGGAAGAUUAUUACAGCAAUCAUUACAACAAUUACCGCCAAGAAGCAGAAACUUGUAGCCAAUGUAAUAACCCAAUAAGCGGUCAAGGAUAUACAGACGGAAGUCGGAAUUUUUGUGCUUCUUGUGCUCAAAGAGCCUAUGGCAAAACUUGCACCAAUUGUAAAGCCCAAGUUGAAGAAAUUCAAAAAUUAGAAAACCCAGCGGAUAUUGAAAAUUACAAAAAUAAUCUCAAAGAGCAAAUUCAACAAAAAAGAGAACAAAAAUUAAUUAUUAUUAAAAAUAAUGUCAUUAACACUAUUAAAGAAAAGUUAAAAAACCAAAAAGGAGAAUUAAAUGACAAAUACAAAGAUUUUGAAACUCUUAUUAAUAGCCAAGCCAGCGUUCAGCAAAUUGCCCAAAUCCAAGAGGAAAUUUUGGCUUCUCUUAACCAACAACAAACCCAAGCCGCAAAACUAGAAACCAAAAAAGAGAAUGAUUGGGGUAAAAAAAUUGCUCUCGGAGCCGUGAUUUUAGGAAGUUUAGCCGGAAUUGAAUUAAAUAUAGAAAGGGCUUUUGCCGGUGCCGGCUUAGGAGGAGAAAGCGGUGCCAUUGGCGGAGCUUUAAUUUUUAUGAUUAUUGGAGCGAUUGCUUCUAUUGCUUUUCUUGUUUUGUGGAUUUACCAUUUAUUUUGUGGUAAUCAGGAAUUAGUUGGAGGAUUUUCCGGAACUUUCAAAAGAUGCUUUGAAUGCUUAAAGACAAAAGAUAAACCAAAAAAGCAAAAAUUAACCCCUGCUCAAAUUGCUGAAAAACAGGAAAUAAUAAAACAAAAAUAUGAAGAGGAUGUCAAAGAAAAAGAACAACAAAUCUUAAACCUCCAAAACAAACUUACUGAUAAAGAUAAUGAAAUCUUUGAGCUCCAAAAAACCAACCAAAACUUAGCCCAAGACCGGGACGAAUGA